This is a messenger RNA of Polypterus senegalus (gray bichir), 1444 nucleotides long. It is a transcript of the gene dctn2, whose product is annotated as dynactin 2 (p50). Gene Ontology annotation, cellular component: centrosome; dynactin complex; cytoplasm. The record is from RefSeq and is a predicted model, not a curated record. NCBI's taxonomy places the organism in Eukaryota, Metazoa, Chordata, Cladistia, Polypteriformes, Polypteridae. Gene Ontology annotation, biological process: mitotic spindle organization. The transcript is spliced from 15 exons. The coding region runs from base 125 to 1336 and encodes 403 amino acids.
CGGCUCCGUCUUGGGAUUUCUCGUAUUGUUCCAUCCGCUCGCUCGCUCGCUCGCUCGCCGGGACUUGGGAUUCUUGUGUCGUUCCGGCAGCCUUAAGCUGUGAGGCUGAGAGCGUCGUCACGAUAUGGCGGAUCCCAAAUACGCCAACUUGCCGGGCAUUGCCAUGAAUGAACCCGACGUCUACGAGACGAACGAUCUUCCCGAGGAUGACCAGGCCCAGUUUGAGUCGGAGCUGGAGGAGCUGUGCAGCGAGAGCGUGGAGCGCAUCGUGGUCAACCCCAACGCCGCCUAUGACAGGUUCAAGGACAAGCGGGUCAGCACCAGGGGGCUCGAUUUCUCUGAUCGCAUCAGCAAAGCCCGGCGGAUCGGCUACGAGGCUGGCGACUUUGAAAUUCUCCCAGAAGGCUCCAGCGUGAAGGAGAGCCCUCAGCAGAAGUACCAGCGGCUGCUCGCCGAAAUCCAGGAGCUCACCGAGGAGGUGGAGCAGAUCCAGGUGCUCACCAAGGAGUCCUCGUCGGAGGAGAAGCUGACCCCGGUGGCUCUGGCCAAGCAGGCAGGUCUCCUCAAACAGCAGCUGGUGUCCUCCCACCUGGAGACGGUGCUGGGCCCGGACGCCGCCAUCAACCUGAGUGACCCAGAUGGGGCACUGGCCAAGCGUCUUCUCAGUCAGCUGCAGUCCGCCAAGAGCCAGAAAGCCAAGCAGGCCGAGUCGAAGCCCCCCAGCCGAAGUCCUGACGGUGCGGUGGUCUACGAGCUGCACAGCCGGCCAGGACAGGAGAAGUUCUCCGAGGUGGCCAAGGUUGCCGAGCUGGAGAAGAGACUGGCAGAGCUGGAAGCCGCGAUGGGCUCCGGACCGGAGAGAAUGAGCCCUCUGACCGCCGGACUUCAGGGAUCCAACAUUAUGGACACCAUCGAGGUCCUGCAGGCCAAAGUGGGCGCCUUGGACUGUGUGGCACUGGACCAGGUGGAGGCCCGACUCCAGUGCGUCCUUGGCAAGAUGAACGAGAUCGCCAAACACAAGGCGGCGCUAGAGGACACGGAGACCCAGAGCAAGAUCUCGCAGCUGUUUGAUGUCGUCCAGAAGUGGGACUCGAUGGCCGUGACCCUGCCACAGGUGGUGCAGCGGCUCGUGGCCCUGAAGGAGCUUCACGAACAAGCCAUGCAGUUCGGGCAGUUGCUGGCCCACCUGGACACAACCCAGCAGAUGAUCAAGAAUUCUCUGAAGGACAACGCAGCCCUGUUGGCACAGGUCCAGCACACAAUGAAGGAGAACCUGGUGGCCGUGGAGGACAACUUUGCCAGCCUGGAUACCCGGAUGAAGAAGCUAAGCCCCUAGCGCCAAAGGCAGCGGCCAGCCAGCCCAUGUGUGGGCAGCAGCAGCAGUGCCAGGCCUGCCCCAGCCAUGUCCUGUAGCAUCCCCUUCAAUAAAGCGCCUUGUGCCCGA